Molecule: messenger RNA, 1890 nt
Organism: Oppia nitens
Lineage: Eukaryota; Metazoa; Arthropoda; Arachnida; Sarcoptiformes; Oppiidae
Exons: 6
Coding region: 1-1890 (629 amino acids)
Molecular function (GO): lyase activity
Source: RefSeq, a predicted model, not a curated record
AUGAUCAUCAGUGCAAAAAUAUUAGGUUUAUGUGUCUCCUAUAGAUGUGAUGAAAACCGUAAUUAURUAUUUGACAAAUUCAAAAGCGCCGGUGGUUUUGACGCUUUUGAUGACAUUAAUAUAUUUCGAGAAAACUAUAAGAAGUCGAUAUUGAAAAGUCUCGAUGAAUUGCCUGACGAUAUAAAAGUAUAUUUGAUAGGAAAGGCAGACAAAUCAAACAAACAGCAGUGGAUCUCCAAAUUGGUUUCACAAUAUCUUGAAUUUAUGACAACCGGAAAUCGGGUUAACUUUGAGACAACUGAUACUGAAAGAAGAGUUCAUUUGGUUAAUCUGGUUAUCGGAGAGUUAUUGACCAGAAAUGGCACUUAUAUGAGCCAAAUAUGUAACGGAUUGUGGCUUAUAUUGGAAGAGAGCAGUUGGGAAACACCGGGUCAUAUGAACAUACAGAAAGCCGGUCCCGGCCUUCCAGAUCCUGAAGAAAAUAUAAUAGAUUUAAGAGUGGGUGAAAUGGCGGCCACGGUAUCGAUAAUUAAAUUAUUGUUAAGAGAGUCGUUAGAAAAAGUCAAUAAAAUGUUUAUCAAACGUAUUGAUUAUGAACUAAAUCGUCGCAUAACUUAUCCAUAUCUUCAUAACGACGAGUUCUUUUGGAUGGGAUUUAAAGGACAGAGAGUUAAUAAUCAUAAUUCAUGGGAUAAUUCAAACAUUUUGAAAACAGCUCUGUUAGGUAUUGACGAUCAAAAGUCUCGCAAUCAGAUUGUCAAUAGAAGUAUAGCCAGUAUUGAUAUAUUUAUUAAUCAAUAUCCCAAUGAUGGCGGUUGUGAUGAAGGGCCGACCUAUUGGGGUUGGGCUGCGGGAAGACUUAUUGAUUACUUAGAGUUAUUAACUACUGUAUCCAAUGGAAAGAUUAAUUGGAAAAACAAUCAAUUGAUUCAAUCGAUGGGUUCUUUUAUAUUUAAAGUACAUAUUUCUGAAGACAAGUACAUCAACUUUGCCGACGCGCACGCAAUACUCACUCCCGAGGCUUCAGCUGUCUUUAAAUACGGAAAACUUUUUAACGACACCGUUAUGAAAGAGUUCUCGUCAUAUGUGGCCAAACAAGACAAUUACAAAUCUAUUAAUAUUGUGUCUGACUUUUUAGGCAGUCUAUCGGUUUUUAUAUCAACUUUGUUAACAUAUUCGGAGAUCAAGACAAUCAAACCAAGUUCUCCAUUUCCAUGUGAUGUUCAUUUUAAAGAUCUUCAAGUGUUUGCCAGUCGUACCAAAACUGGUACGAGUGAUGGCCUGUUUCUUGCGGGAAAAGCCGGUACUAAUCAUGAGAGUCAUAAUCACAAUGAUAUCGGAAAUUUCAUCAUAUAUUUCAAUGGAAAGCCUUUUAUUAUUGAUGUUGGAGUCGGUGUUUAUACAAAUGAGACAUUUGCUAAGGAUAGGUACAAAAUAUGGUUAAUGCAAAGUCAAUGGCACAACUGUCCCACCAUUAAUGGUGUUUUACAAAAGGAUGGAACCAAAUACGUUGCAUCAAAUGUCAGCUAUUCAGCCACUGAUGAUAUAAUUAAAUUUAGUGCUGACAUUGCAGGUGCUUAUCCUACUGAAGCUUACGUCAAAACAUAUGUGAGAAGUAUUGAAUUUAACAGAAAAAUAAAUAAGAUUAUUAUAAAAGAUGAAUACGAACUAAAAAAAUGGAUAAAACCAUUGAUUUUACAUUUUAUAAGUCAUCCAAAACCUAAACAGAUUGAAUCUAUAUUGAAGUUUACCGGUAAAGACACUGACAGUCUUUUUAUGACAUUUGACACCAAUUUAUUUAGUGUUGCAUUUGAUCAUAAAGUGAUCGACAAAGAGGACACACUUUUGAGGGAUGUUUGGGGAGAUUCUGUUAAUAGACACAUUGACUAA